This is a messenger RNA of Spirodela intermedia, 24244 nucleotides long. Lineage: Eukaryota; Viridiplantae; Streptophyta; Magnoliopsida; Alismatales; Araceae. The record is from the annotation of a GenBank genome assembly.
AUGAUGGAGGGAGGCGAGGCGCUGGAGGUUGCCGGGGGGAAGAUCAAAAUUGGCGUCUGCGUAAUGGAAAAGAAGGUGAAAAAUGCGGCUACGCAGGUUUUCUGAUCUUUUCUUUCUUCCCAUGCGCUCCCGUCCUCGCCAAGUUUUGUUUGACGAUCCCGCCAUCUCAGUACCUCUUUGUUGUUGCUCCUGACGCUCGCUUUGUUUUUUGCUUCAUCUUCUGUUGUUUUUGUAUCAUCUGCAACUUUCGCUGAUGUGGUGUUGCGUUUGUUAGGCGUGCUCCGCUCCCAUGAAGCAAAUCCUGGAUCGGCUGCAAGCAUUCGGUGAAUUUGAGGUAAUUACUACAUCUCUUUGAUUCAGCUGUUGCCACACGAUCUAUCAUAAGAAAGAGUGAAACGUCAUCCGUGGACGGCCAGGAUUGAUCUUGAUGACCUUGGAAAUAGUCGGCCUGCCAAGAUGGAUAGUCUUCUGAUUCAUUGGUUCUCAUUGUAACGUCUGUGGUCGUCGAUUUGUUUUUGCCUUGCCAUUCAGCGUGUUUUACAAACAUUAAUAAUGAAGGCUCUUGGGAUUGUGCAUGUCUAAAUAUUGUCAUUUUUUUUUCCCUCCCACAGACUGUGGACACCUCUCUCUGGCCAUCAUCAGUCUUUAUUUCUGCUUUUACUCUAUGAACAGCAAUGUUUCUCUAGUUUUCUUGUGGUGUGUCUGCUUUGUGGAAAAUUUCCCAAUAGCUGUUGCUUAUGUUUUCCUCUUUUCCAUGAAUCAAUUUAAUCAAAUUACUACCGUUAAAUCAUUGCAUGGAAGGAUGGAUAAUGUGCAGAGGACUGAUUUACAUGACAGAUGGAACAAAAGAUGAAAUCCACUUGUGUAAGUGCAUACCGGUUUUCUAGCAUUCUUAAUACAAUAACGAAUUCGUCUGAAUUCGUGUUCAUUUUUUAUAUUGCGGAAGGAAGUUACAAAGUGGAAGUGUUUAAGCUUUGAAUUGUCUAAUUCUGAUAUUUAGUCCUUUUAACACUUUCAUCUAAAACAGCUGUCAACUGACAUAAGUUUGAUCAAAUCGAGAGUGUAGAUUUGAUCUAUAAUGCCUGUCACCUGAAAACACUGUCAUAAGUUUUCUGUUUUAAAUAAUAUAUUUCUGUGGAUAUUUUGGGAAAUAAUGACACUGCUUGAGCUAAGACGAUAAGGUUCAUUUAACCUAAAACUGAGGAAAUCUGUAGCUGAUCCACGAUCACUAUCCUAAAAAGAUAGUGAUCUUAUAUAAUCUAUUAUCUCGGCACCACUUUAUGAUCCUUCGAUGGAUCUGAAGUCUUAUGUACAUUUGUUGAUUACACUCGAGGAUUGAUGUUCUUGUGGACGUGAGACAGAGAGUUUCUGUUUCAGCCUUUGUUUCGUAGUUUCAUAGAUUAUAAUCAGCCGUCAUAUGGCUAUUAUGAUUUGAGGAAUUGGCAGUACCUGUCCAGAUUUGUCGUUAGGUUACAUGCAGAAUAUUUUUAGCGUUAAUUAAUUCAGUUUUCUAUGCCAUUUUCUGAGAGGUCGCCUGAGAAGUGCCAUAAAAUAUUGAUGUUUAUGCUGGUUUCGCUUGGCAUCCAGUCAAAAUGACAUUUCCUUUUAAAGGAUGACUCUCUGAUAAAGGCAGUCAUGAAAUCAUUCAUGUUUUUUCUGAUUUUAUCUUAUAUAUUUCCUAACUAAGCGUUGAUCUCUUAUGUUACAGAUCAUAUGUUUCGGAGAUCAAGUUAUUCUCGAAGAACCUGUGGAGAAGUAUAUCUUUUGCAUUGAAUUACAUGUUAGAUUUUAAUUUUUUAUUCGUGCUUAUUUUGCGCGGAAGGCUUUUGGGUGCCCUACAAUGCUUGGAUCUUUUUUAUAUUUUUCAAAAAAAUAUCAUUAAUUUUCAAAUUGGAAUUGGCCUUAUUUCCAGAAGUUGUUAUUUUUCUAAUUUCACCAUUAUGGAAAGUGUAUAAGUAGUUGCUAUUGAAUAAACCUGGGAAAAGUUGGGCAAUCAGGUUAGACUGUCUUGACUAGGCUGUGUUGUGGGUCGACAGGCAUCUCCGAGCUGCACUUGAAAAUCGGCAUUACCUGCACCAAUUAGGGGAGCCCGCUGAAUAUACAUGUUCCUGAUGAACCUCAAAACUAUUUGUAGAUUGGCUGAUUUUAGGGUUGAAUCUGGUGAUUAUGGAUUUCUCAGUCAGGUGUUGGCUGAUUCCCAGGUGUUCCAAGAUGUUUCAGCUAGUCCUAAUGGCCGAUCAAACAGAAUAAUGGUUUAUCCAAAAAUUAUCGUUUCCCUUUGAUCGGACAAUUUUCUCUGUGCAAUAUGAAAUUAUAUAUUUGAAAAUGUAACGUAGAAUUGUCUGUACGAAGUUGAUUCGUGUUCUAAUGUUUACAAAAUCAGCGGGGAAUUACUCAAUCCUACUUUCAUCGAUUUGAAGAAGAAAAAGUGCUUCCGUUGGUUAAAUUUGGGAACCCUUUCUGUUAAAAAGGAGAUAUAAAGCACAUCCAAGAUGUUAUGUACCUGUGAACAUGAGAGAAUGGGGAUCCGGUGUAAGAUCUAAAAGAUUGUAAAUCGAAAACCAAAUCUGGACUAGUUCUGUCUAUUUCUUCUUUGUACAAGUAACAGUUUCUUCCAGUUGGUUCUAGCUGGUUUUGUAAUACAUGAAUGAGCUUCUUGAAUUUAGCGGACGCCCUUUUAAAUAUUGAUUAUUUAUGGAAGCUAACCUAAUAUGUCUUGAUUUUCCUUGUGAUAUUGGGGGAAAAAGGCCAACUCAGCAGGUUGUUAAAUACUUUAAUUCAGGAUGCUUUCUAUACCUCAGUAUUGCUUAGAUACAAGUAUAAAUACAACCUUUAGGAAUAUUCACGAAUUUAAUCCGGAAAUUGGAUCGGGAUAAGCGCAGCACAAAGUAGGAUCAUGCAUUUAUAAUGAUUUCUAUGGAAAACACAGGCUUUGCUGACUCGUCAUGGUUUGCUCUGAUUCAUGGAUCAGUUCAUUUUCAUGAUUCUAAUCGUCAACACACCCUAGAAUAGCCGGACAAUGCAUCUAGAAUGUUUUUGAAGGAAAUCUAUUUUCUAAAAAAUAGUUUUGCCCACGGGAUUGCAUAAGUUAUAGUCGAGUCAGUCUAAAUCAAAAUUAAGUCUAUGCCAUCUGUUUUUGUGCUAUACUUUCGAGCCCUGAUAAUGCACCAGUUCGCCGACCUAUAUCUUGCUGUAGAAAAGUGAAAUUCUUAUUCUAAUCAGUGGAUGACGGAUUCUUAAAUUUCUUUAUGAUUUCAGUUGGCCGAUCUGUGAUUGCCUCAUUGCUUUCUACUCCUCUGGCUAUCCAAUACAGAAGGCAGAAGAAUAUGCUGCAUUGAGGACGUAUGCAAUUUUCACCUUAUCUUUUAUUUCUACAAAAAAUUAUUUCGUGCAUGUAAUUGCAAAGGCUUGCAAUUAAAUGAGAUGGUAGAAAAAAACUGUUCAUAUUAUUUAUAUUGAAUUAACAGUUACUUCAUGACAUGUACCUUUCGAGACAGUCACUUUACACUCUUACCAUAUAUGUUGGUCGAGGGUUUGUUUACCUCUAUCAGUCAAUUUUUUCUUUGUUUUUUUUAUUAAGGAAAUUUAUUCGUGAUGCCAACGAGUAGUUAACGUUAUCAUGUUCUGUAUUUUUACUUCUUUAUCAUCUCAUUUUAUCCUUAUACUCGUUGAAUAUCCCAUUUAUCUUCCUGUUCGCAUUUUAUGUAACUGUGUUUUUUAAUAAGGUGCGAAUUAUUUAUAUAUUCAAUUUAUAAUGUUAGUCGCAUCAACUUCAUCAUUUACUGUUUGGUCGUGUGAAUGAUUUAAAUCUAUUUUGGAUAAUAUAGUUGUAGAAAAAAGAAUGUGUGUAAAUUAUAAGUCAGUACAGAAUUCUUGAUUGUUUGUAUGAAUGUUACCAUUUUUUUUGAAAUGUGGAAAUAUGGUAGAUUUCUUGUAGGUUGUGAAUCUUUUUAUAGACAAAGGUUUGGGGAUUGAGGUGGAUUUUGUGUGGGAUAAUGCUUUAUUGUGAAAUGGAAUGACCAUGUAUGAUGAGUAUAAAAAAGGUGUGAUCUGGUAAUUGAAAAAGCGUUAUUCAUGUCCUUGGGUAUUUGAUAUUCUACUUUACCUGAGUUUAUUACGCAUGAUAAUACAAAUACGAGAACAAAUAAUGUUUUCCUCUUCCUAUUUAUUUCCUUGGACUUCUCAUUUAUUUAUUUCUUAAUUCUUUAUCAUCGUCUUCAUCUUCUUUCACCACCUCCGUCUCUCCUCUCUCUUCCUUGCUUAUCAUAGGGAAUUUAUAUUCUUUCGAAUCACAAGCCUUUUUAUUGAUGUAGCUUCAUUAAUCGUUGAUCUAUUACUGAUAUACUGACUUAGAUUUAAGAUACUGGUGAAACUAAUUGUUUUUCUUUAUUUUUCUAAUUUCAAGUGUUUUUUUUAGUAUUUUGGAUAAUCUAUAAAUUUGUUUACUUUGAAUUUUUCUUUCAUAUUUUAAUUUUUCAUGUUUGCACAUUCUACUUGUGUGUUAGGCCCUUUUUGGUGAAUGAAUUGGAACAGCAGCAUCUACUUCAUGAUAGAAGGAAGGUUUAUGAGGUAUGUUACCUGGCUUAUGAGGUCCGUUGUUUUGUUUUAGAUGCACAGUUUUUGGUUCUUACGUUAUUUUGAUGACAUAAAAGUGUGAAAUUUGUUUUUCUCAAUGCAUCAUCAUUAUCUUUUUUUGGAACUGUUCACAUUGUCACUGUGAUUUCAGAAAUCUCGGGAAUUCAUUUUAUAAUUCUAAUUUAAGCUAUGCAUUAUAAUUGACCCAACAUAAGAGCUAUCUACCCAACAUUUAUAUCUACCGAUAUACGUCAAUAUUUUCACACGAAGUGAUUAUUGUAUCUAUUGAAAACACAAGUGAUUGUUAUAAAAUGUAACCUCUUCAUCAAAUACAGAACUUUACGUAGAAGCUUUGACUCGUAUGGGAUGAAUGAAACUAAAAUAAGUCAGGCUGACAUAUGCUAUCAAUUCGUUUUAUGGAUUGGAGUAUGCUUAUGUUCCAUUGGCCGUCUUCCAUUAACACCCAAAUUGUUCAUCAUAAGAUGUGUGCCACCAUCUUCAGAUCCACAAUCUCUUGAAGUAGCCUAGUAAUUAUUUAAAAAGAAUACUCAUGGAAACAAAUGGAAUGUCUCGUCAAUGACGCACUCAUGGUAAUAGGUAACAACGAUACGUGAGUCAAAAUUUUCUUAUGACACAACUUAAUUGGUUAUUAAGUCUAAACAGGUCGCAGAGUGAGACACAAAAAACAAAAGACGUUUGGAACUCGUAAAAUAAAAGUCUCAAAUAGGUUAAAUCUUCAUGCAAGACAUAGAAUAAAAUGCUCUCAAAUGUCUUCUGGAUUUAUUUAUAAGGGUUGAAAAAAAAAAAAAAAGAGUCUUCUGGGUUGCCUGGAAGCCCUUGAUGGCACAUGCCCACUGUAGAACGCAAAGUCCAUUUCUUGAUUGCCUGCAUAUUAUUUAAAAUUUUCUAGCAAUGAAUAUUUGAUAAAACAGUAAUAUGAUAUCUGACGAUCUUUAUUUUUUUGUCCUAAUCAAUGCAUUAUUUCUUCUGUUUUAAGCGUCUCGAAAUGUUUGGAAUUCCUAUACCGAAUUAUGCACUUGUAAAUAGAGAAGCCCCGUAUCAACAUGUGGAUUACUUCAUUGAGCAAGAAGAUUAUGUUGAGGUUCAUGGAAAACGCUUUUGGAAGCCCUUUGUGGAAAAACCUAUUGAUGGUGAGACCUUAUUUUGGCUAAUCUUGACGGUAUUCAUCUUUAGUUCAGAAACAGAUGAUUUUUGCUAUAUGCUAAAUAUGUCUACGGACGAGUUUUUAGAGCGCAGGUUUCAUAUUGUAUGAAUCUGUGCAAACAUAAUAUAAGUUGUGUAUUUAUAUUGUAUAUAAUGACAUGCUUUCCUUCCACUGGUAUCACUGUAAAAUAUCAUUUUUCAAAGUACUUGUUGCACAUAAUAAACAAUAAAAAUCAGAAGUAGAAAAUGUCGACUUAUUCUUAUUUAAUGAAUGUACAUACCGGAGAAGGAUAUUUUUCAUCUUUAAUGAUUUUACGUUAACAUAAGAUUGUAAGACUACUGCAGAUGUGCCUUGGUUUUAUAUGUAUCCUCUAUUAUUUCGACCAAUUAAUGUCUUCGAGUCUCUUGUGAGAAACAGGCUGCUAUGUCUUUCUAAGUUUUCAUAGCCAUAACAUAUAUAAUGUACAAACCACCAGACUAAGAUUAUGUUUCCGUUGGUCAUUUAUGUUUAGGAGUGACUAAUGUUCCUCGACUCCAUUUUAUAUUUCUAUUCUCUUCCAAAUCUUUGGUGUGUAAUUAAUUACACUCUUGAAUGUGCAGAAACAUAGCCGUUUUUUUUCAAAUUCUGUUGGCUCUAGCACAGGCAUAUGCUUGGUGGAUUAUUAUUUCUUUUCUUAUUUUAACUAAGGAAUAAUUGCAUGGAGUAAGUUUAGGAUAAUUUGGUAUCUCUUGAAAUUUUCUGUCAAUCUUUUAUUUCUUACAGCAAUGACUCUUAACUUUUAACUUUUGCAUGACUUUGAUUAUAUUUAUAUUUUUAGGUGAAUAGCUUGUUAUUUUUGGCCGUUCUGAUUUUCUACUUGAACUGUGUGAAGGUGAUGAUCACAGUAUAAUGAUAUAUUAUCCCAGUUCUGCUGGAGGUGGAAUGAAAGAGCUAUUUCGGAAGGUGUCCUCUCUCAUAAUCUUUUAAGUGCCAUUUUCCUGAAUUCAAAUUUUUUCUUCGGUUUAUUAUAUUAAGGCGGACUCCAAUAUUUAUAGAUAUAUAUGCACAUAUAUUUCAGUAGAGAACAUAACUUUGCAAAGUUAUAUAUUUAUAAAAUGAUGUAUACAUAAAAGUUUCUUUUGAGGUGUUUAAAACUAAAUACUCAUAUUUGAGAUUAGAUCAUUAUAUUUGGCGGUUUGACAACUGGAGGCUCUUCUUUAAAUCUAGAUUUCGUGUUUAAAGUUCCAAGACGCCUGAAUCCUUUCAGUUUUGCGUUGAAAAACGAAAACAUUACGUUUCAAUGUGUUAUGAAUGCCCCGUGUCUACUUAUAUCCUAGGUGGUGCCUGGCUUCUUAUUCUCCUGAAUAAGUUCGUGUAUGGGUGAACGACGUUUGAUCCAUCAGAACGAGUGUGCUUUUUCUUAUAGAAUUUAUUAUUUUCGUACCAUGGACAACAGCUCUUCUGAUGCUUCAGGUUCAUCUGUUCUUUCAAGGACAGGCAUACCAUGGCUUUUUGAGUGCCUGCUAAUUCAACAAAUUUCUUCUAUGUUUGUUCUCUUCAAAGAUUGCAUCUACUUUUAUUUGUUUUCGAGUGUAAUAUUUGUGAAAUAUUUUAAAUAUCUCUGUAGAUAGGAAAUCGUUCAAGUGAGUUUCAUCCAGAAGUUAGAAGGGUGAGACGUGAAGGCUCCUACAUAUAUGAGGAGUUUAUGCCAACAGGAGGAACAGACGUUAAGGUUUAUUUUUCAUUUUUGGUUAUUUUUUUCAUUUCCUUAUCGAGAUUAUACCAUAAAUAACUAAUGCAAUAUGUGGAGAGAUUAUACCAUUGCUCUUCUCAUUGAACUUCUGGGGGGAAAUGAUCAUGUGGGUACUUCUCUAGUGACAAUUCUGUUAACAUUGGUGCUACAUUGCACAAAUUAACCGGCGUGAUUUCUAUGUCAGCAUUCGGAAACAUUCUAGUUAGUUUUGUUGUUUGAAAAUUUUAAUGCAUGUCAAGGCAGACCGAUCUCCCACAUCGUCGUUAUUCCUAAAUUUACGAAUCGGUUACCAAGUUCCUACAACGUUAGAGCAAUUAUUUAUCUGUUAUUUGGAAUUGAUAAUCGAGGCAUGUAAUUUGUUCAAUUUGGACUAAAGUGCAAGCUAUUUUUGCAACUAUUUUUUUCACAAGUGGGAUAUUUUUGCAACUAUUCCACGUGUUAUGGGAAACUUGCAUCGUGCAAAUUUUAUUAUGUGUUGCUUUGGAAUUUCACUACGUUUAACUCCACAUUAUAGUGAGAUAUUUACACCUGUGAUUCAUACGUUUUGUCAUUUUUUUCUAUAAAAACCUUUAUGUGCUGGUUAUCACAUAAUGAAUCCCUUGGAAUAUGUCUGGAUUUAAGGUCCAGGUUACUCUAGCAGAAUGGGGUUGAAAGAAAGAAUUCUGCAUGUUUGUGUACAGUUGGCGCGGGAUCUGUUAAUAUAAACCUGAUUCACGGUUUCUUGGUUGCUUCAAGCACCUACUGUCUGACGGGACUUAUAGAUUUUAAAUGUGUAAAUCUUCUGGGAAUUGUUUUACAAAAUUUUGCACUGAUAAAUAGUGUUAUCAUUUCACAACUUCGUAAUAUCUUUUCUUCCCUUGUUUCCUUAAACAUCUAGAACUCUAAAACCUACUUUCAACUGUGGUAUGCCAAUCCCAAAAGUAGUAACCAACGGUGACGUCAUCAGGAGGAACCGUUGUUCAGAGUGGGUGCUUGCAUUUCUUGCAAUGCUUACACACAAAUUGCACCAAUAGCUGGCGGAGGUGCACUACCAGCAGUAGCUUCCAGCAAUUGUAGACGACUUCCUUCAUGAUCAUUUCUCCAUUUCUCCUUUUUCUUCUCCUCUCAGCUAGGAAAUACUUGUCUGGAGUCCGAUCAUCCUUGAAUUCUAGCAAACUAUUGACCCCAACAUGGUUUUCUAUCCCAUAUGCUACGGUCUAAUUAUCCUAAAAAAAUUGAACGUUUUAAUUUAACAUGUGGUGUUUGGAGACCAUAAUAAUUCUUAUCGGAAAACAUUUUUUUAGAUAUGAUGAACUAGCAUUUUUUCCUUGGAUGUUGAUGUGCAAUGCUUAACCUUGGGACGAAAAACUAGUAACAAAUGUACAACGCCACUCUAAGAAACGAGAAAAGGCCCAGAGUUGUCGACCUAGGUAGCUUGAAAAUGUAAAAGCAUGAAGCACAAAAAAUUGAAGGCCCAAAAUGCGUUCAAACCUAAAAUUCAAUGCAUUAGGUAUAAACCACAUAGAUAGGAUGCCAAUUCCAUAAGAUCAAUAAUUAGUUUCCUAUUAAUUGUGUUUAUGUUGUUUUGCCCGCUGAUCCGCUUUUUUAGAAGAGUAACGACUAAUUUCGGCUCAUUUAAAGACCACCACACUGUUACAUCACAGUAAUAGAAUUUCGUUAUCUCUAGAGGCUUUUCUCUAUUCGUGGAUUCAAUCAACCUUUGUGCAUUCCAGGACGUUGUUCUGACCCUUGUGGAUUCAAAGAUGAUCCAAAUCAUUCCUUGUGAAAAUUAGGCCCAUUUCAAUGCCUAAUUUUCAUUCUAGCUCGACUUCUGCGACAUUAAGUAGCAUCUGUAAUUGGUCAAAGUUGCCUGCAGCUGUCCAGAAUGUUUUCUCAAAAUCAUCGGAAUGAUUAUUUUAUUUAGUUUUACUGUAAAUUUACUCUUUUUUAUCUAGAUAUAGUCCUUUAAGUUAAUACAAAUAUCAGGUCAUUUCCAAUAUUCUCUCUAUGAAACCCAUUCAUGCUUUCAGUGGAAUGUUCUCAUUACUGAUUUCCUGAGAAUAAAAUCAUUGUCUUUUGACAGGUUUAUACUGUUGGACCGGAAUAUGCUCAUGCAGAGGCACGGAAGUCUCCAGUUGUUGAUGGCGUGGUUAUGAGGAAUACUGAUGGCAAAGAAGUAAGUAGUCGUUGUUUGAUCAUCAAUCUGUUUAAUUUUGUAUAUCAAAUAACUUUAUGUCAUAGCUUAUAUGCUCUAUCAUCAGCCCAUUAUCUGAAAUGCAGUUCCUCUUUCAUGAUAUCCUGUGAAAUCAGAUCUAGUCCUUUUCAUGAACUUGUGUUUUCAGCCCAUUAUCUGAAAUGCAAUACCUCUUUCAUGAUAUGAUUUUAGUCGAAUUUUAAGUGACAUAGAGAAUUCUAUUCUUACUACUAAUUAUUUUUUAAGGUGAGAUAUCCAGUUCUAUUGACUCCUACUGAAAAACAAAUGGCAAGAGAUGUCUGUAUAGCAUUCAGGCAAGCGGUAAGAUCUCCAUACCUUAAAUUUCGCUUCUCUUUUUCCUCUUUGUUAACCAGUUAUUAAAAAUCUCCCUCCAUUUUGUGACUAAAUCGUGUGGUGCUUAUUCCUUGAUUGUUAGUCUAUGUACGUAUCCCUUUGUUGUUUUACAACGUUUUAAGACUUGAAUUUUUUUUCUCCAAGAUAACUUUUUUUUUAGAAAAAAGGUAAAUUAAUAACCUUUUAAAAAAAUAAAUCGUAUUAAGAGUGGAGUAAUAUGGUCGUGGUCCACUUUUAGAAAGAGACCGGGGUCUCACCCUUACUGGCUUUUUGUUCCUCCCUCAUAAUGUUUUAAUAAUUGAAAAUUCCACUUGGCAGUCUUGCUUUGCCUGAAGAUCAUUGAACAAGAAUGGCAAUGUUCUUGAGUUUACAGAUAAUUACAACGAUAACAUGAAUGAAUCCUGAGCCCUAGGCGAACCUGGAUGCUUGUCUGAGUAUUAACUAACCUUCAGUUUGUGUUUUUUUCCCUCCGAAAUUUUAUUUAACUAGAUCUGAUUUUUUAUUCCAAAUUUGACUGUUUCUCACUUUGGUCAUCAAUUAAAUUAUUCGUGACAUUAAGCAUACUAUGGGUAACUAUAUUCGUUUUCCCAUGAUGGAGUCUUUCUAUCAUAUUUAUUUAGGGACAUAAAAAUAGGAAUGACAAUUAAUCUUACACCAAUGAUUGUAGCCCUCAAAGAUAAAGCUAGUGUUUCUUUAGAGAGACGCAGAACUCAAAAUGGAUGCGAUAUAGCCAUGGUGUCCAGAAAGAGAUUUUAACUGCAUCAAGGUUCUGCAGGAAAUAAAUGGGCAAAAUAGGUGGACCUCCGAAAUGGAUAUUUUUGACCAGAGAAUCAGAGACUGUAAUCUAUGGAAAUUAACAUUCCAAUGAAAAAUUAUAUGGGUCAAUGUCUCCAGAACUUGUUUCUGCAAGACUGAACACAAUUUUCGCCUUAUACGAGCACUGGGAAAUAUCCUUCUUACAAUACACAAAAAACUGAAGAAAAGAGAAGAGUCAGUUUAGUUAUAAAGAGCACGGUUGACAUGUUAAGGCGCAAAGGAAUAGUGAGUAAUGGUGGACUGUGAUCCCCAAAAAAUUAUUUAAACAAAUGUGAUUAGUUAAUGAAGAAAAAUCAGAACAGUCAAGUACAUGAAUCCAUCUUAUCCAAGCACAACAGAAAAAAAGAUGAGGGUCGGACAUUUUUGUUUGGUCUUGCUAGUUAUCUUUGGAAAGUAAUCGUACGGGGCUAAGUACAUGUGAUAGAAUAUUUGAAAUAUGAAGACCCCAGAGUCCCUGAAUUCUCUAUCAAAUACCUGGGGGAAUAUACGAUUCUCGAUAAGUGCUAAUUAAUUUCGUUCUUGGAUGGAAGGUGAAUGGAUGUGAGGGAUUAUCCCAUUAGAUGGGAGCAUUGCCGAUUAUUUAGUGUCAGGCUAGAGAGAAAUGUCUAGAGCUUGGAAAUAGUUUGGGAUGGUUAUAGAGAUUGAUGGACGUAGGUUUCUAAAUCAGUCGUGUAUGGCCCAAAUCAAUACACUCUUCGCUUCUAAUUCAGAUUACUUCAACAUUUGUUGGGUCUCAGCUUGGAGGCAUGCGCUGUUGACAGUAGUGAAAGCAGAUACUUUUUGGAGUCUGUUGUUUUACAUUUUUAGCACUAGCAUUCCUAGUGAUAAAGAAAGUUACGCCUAGAGGUUGUGCACCAUUGUGUUAUCGUGCUGGAUCGUGUGGAGGAUUGGAAGAAGAUGAGCAAGUCAUAUGCUGCACGAGAAGGGACUAUUGUUCUAUUUGUCUUCUACAUCUUAACUGAGCACGAGAAAUGAGCAAGGUAUUUAAAAUUUUAGACUUCAAUUUGGGGCAGCUAGUUAGUGUCACACAAGGAUAUACACUUCAAUUUGAUAUAUAGUUCAAGCGCUAAAUGAAUUUAUUUUCUAUUUAAUCCGAUAUGUAGAAUUAAUGGUACCCUAAUAUUCAGCAAAUUAAGCUGUGUAUCCUCAUCUCGUUAACCUUAAAAUUUGGCAGGUUUGCGGAUUUGAUCUUUUAAGGUGCGAGGGAAGGUCAUAUGUUUGUGAUGUAAAUGGAUGGAGUUUUGUGAAGAAUUCGCAUAAGUAUGCAUUUAAUUAUCUUUUCUCCACCUACUUUGAUGAGUUGAGUCCUCACAAACGCUAGCUUUUUUUAAUUGUCCUCGCAAUGUUUUGAAUUGAAGGUACUAUGAUGAUGCUGCUUGCGUAUUAAGAAAAAUGUUUCUAGAGGCUAAAGCUCCUCAUCUUUCGUUGACAAUUCCACCUAUUCUUCCUUGGAAAGUGAAUGAGCCAGUACAACCUUCGGAGGGCUUAACACGUCAGGGUAGUGGAAUCAUAGGUACUUUUGGCCAGUCAGAAGAGCUGCAAUGCGUCAUAGCCAUCAUCCGUCAGUAAGUAUUCUCUUUUUGCUUAUAUUAGCCUCAAUGACUCUGUGGAUGUCGAAACUUCCUCUUGAUAUUUGGUAUGUAGAUACUUCAUUGUAUCAGACGUAGAGAACUCUAAUAUUGAUCGAUAUCCACUUUUGUCAUAAUUGAUUAAACAGAAACUUUUUGAUCACCUUUAUAUCAAUUUAAUUGGAGCACAAUGAAAUGGAGGUCUGAGGACGCGUUACUGAUGGUAGAUUCAUGCCUUGUGAUAAGGUGGCUUUAUGAUUAUGAUCUAGUUAUAAGAAGAAUAUCUACGGUGGAACAUUUAAUUAAUUUUUGACAAAAUUCUAGCUAUGAAAGCGAUCCAUGUUUAAAUGCCUUGAAGGAGGGUAGGAUGCAGCAUUUUUCUGCUGUAUAGUAUGCUAGUGCAACACUAGUGGAAAUGAACAGAUCUCUAUUUGUGUUUAGCUGUGGGUUGGUGACGGGUGUGGUUUUAGAUCCAAAUGAUUGCUGGGCUUCUUUUGCUGUCUCUCAUUUCUGUGAAAUGCUUCAUAUUUGAAGGCCUUCUGUUUUCAUAUAACUCUCAUUCCUUUUUACAAGCGCUGCUUUGGCUUAUGCUUUUUCUGUGAAUUUCGGCAGUGGUGAUCGUACACCGAAACAAAAAGUGAAGCUGAAAGUUACAGAGGAAAAGCUGCUAAAUCUGAUGUUGAAGUACAACGGUGGGAGACCACGAGCAGAGGUGCUUUUGUUAAAACUUAUCAUUUUUUUGAAACGUUUAAAACCAGUUGAGAUGCAGUUUUUGACCAUGUACUUAGUUAUUUUUUCUAUCUUUAGAAAUAAAACGAAAGAGAAAAAAAAGUAUGAAAGAAAAAAUGCCAUAAGCAUUGAAAUGCAUUUCCUGCUAAAAACCUGAUUCCUUCAUUUGGAGCAUUGUCACCAUCAGCAGGUUCUCACGUAUAAAACAAAAAAAAACGUUUCUAGUCUUUCAUUUUGAAAUACAGUUUACAUUUCAGCGAUUGUCACUCUCCAUUUGUUGAAAUGUUGAGAUGCAUGUAGAGACAUUCCUUUGUGAUUCUCUCUACACAACCUUUCUGGAAGAGUGCUCUGUACUCCAGGAGAAUGACGCAUUCCGUUUCACUUGUCUAUCUUGUGUAUAUUCUUCUGUAAUAAUUCGGUAAAGGACAUGUUUCAUUUCAUGCUUAUUUCGGCUUUUUAUAAAUGCCAUCCUUCAAUCGUUGUAUUAAAGCCUUGGAUUGCUGGAGAAGAUUCUUUUUUCUCGAAACUCUAUUUUUUCUAUAUUUUCAAGUUUAAUUUGCUGAAUUAUCCUGUCCAUGGAAACAUUCAUGUAUUUACAUCCAUGCAUAUUUUGGAUUGUUGAAAAUCAUGUUCAGUCGAGUAUGAUAAAAACAAAAAAUCAGUUGUAGUUUUCUUCGUAAAUCACAUAAAUUUAGUUAAAAAGUGUAACUCCAAUUUAUUUGAUCAAAAUCCAUCCUUUGCUGGAAAACUUGGUGUGAGCUGUCUUAAGAGAUCUGUAAAUUUAGACCUUAGCAUCCUGAAGUGAAGAAAUUCAAGAGGAGUUUGGAAGGGCUCAGAUGCUGAUAAAAGCAUUUACAACCCGAUGAGAUUGCCUCUGUUACAUUUUUAACAGCUUGUGUAUUAUGGCAUGAAUCGUAAUCAAUGUUAGCUGAUACUUACUCUUGCCAUCCCAAUACCCUAUGAGUCAAAUCCCUAAAAGCCUAAUCCAGGUAUGGUCAGGCUGUCUCCUCGAAAAACGCUUCUGUACCCAUAUGAUCAAUGUUCCUUCUUUUUAUUUGAAUUUUGUUUUAGAGAGUAAACGUUUGGUAUGUUUUUUAAGGCUUUACAAUGGGGUACACAUUUUACACAAUUCACUUCUGGUGAAAAGAAUCUUGAUUAAUGGCAUGCCCAGCCUCACGCAUUCUACUAUUUUGUUGUUUUUGAUUGGUCUAGCCUGGUGGAAACCCCAUAAAACGCAUGGAAAAUGAUAACUUAUUAUCGACCAGUAUCCAAAUGAGAGGAGACCAUCAUUAGAGAACCCCAAGGUCAUAGGAUGAGACUAAAAAAGAGGAAAGUGGUUUCGAAUGUAAAACUGGAAAGACUCUUGCAAGCAAUCUCCUAUAUGCAUUUGAGAUAAUGAACGAUCUUCUACCGAGAUUAAAGCUGGCAUGCAUCAAAUAUGUACGUAGAGUUAUGACUGAGAGUUGAAAAAAAUAUAUAAAAAAAGAAGUAACUGAAUUAAAAUGUUUUUUAUCUUUUUCAGACAAAGCUUAAAAGUGCGGUUCAAUUGCAAGAUCUGCUGGACGCAACAAGGAUUCUGAUUCCGCGUACAAGGUGUCUACUAAUAUUUCUGUGGCAUAUAUUUAUUUGGAUUUUUAGGAAUUCAUAUGUUUAAAACAUAUAAUAAACUUUUAGGUGGAAGGUCUUUUCUCGAAAAAAAAGUGUAAAACAUGUGUUAAACAAAAGCCUUUCCUUCUCGUGAAAGUGUUGUAUUUCUGUCAAUGAUCCUGAUAGUUCAAUGUAUCUCCUUGAUUAAUAAAUCAUUUUAUUCUUUUAGACAAUCUUUAAUUUUCUCAUGUUUUUAUUGUAAUUUUAUAGUUUUAUUCAUUUAUAUUUAUAUACUAAAUAGCGGAAUAAGUGGAGUCAUUUGCGUUGUGUAUGAAAGACAUUCACGUUGAGAUCAUUUAGGUUUGACUCUGAAGAACUUUCUUGUGAUAUCAUUAGCAACAAACCCGAAAAACUUUUUCAGGUCAUGGAAUUAUAUGAGUAACCAAAAUUAUAGUGAUAAUAUUUCUGAUGGAUAAUCUGAUAGGCUUUAAUGAUAUCAACAGAUCUGGUCGUGAAAGUGAUAGUGAUGCUGAGGACAUUGAACAUGCUGAAAAACUCCGUCAGGUUAAAGCAGUUCUUGAAGAGGUAUUCUCUAUUGAAAACAUUUAUCAUUGUUUCUUUUUUGUCAAAGUAAGUGUCUUCGGCUCAAACUAUUUAUCAAAUAUCUGUUGUUUAAGGCACCAUGCCAAGAUUAGUGCUUAUCCAGGUUCCUGAAGCAUUGUUCUUAUACUGAAGUCACUGGAGAGAGAUUUCGGUGACCUAGCCGUGGUUUUAUCCUAGGACAGACGCGCUUAAUAUUUAUCUACCAAAGAAUUAUUAAUCACUUUAUCUGUCUACGGAUUUCGAGAGAAGUUUCUAGUUUCCAUUAUUUGAAAAAAAUAGCUCGGUUCUGCUUUGUAGUUCAGUACGUUUUUUUUUAAAGGAAAGAACAUUUUCCCGCAUAUUACAGUAAGAUUUAGUCGCAUUGUGUGAGAAUGACCAUAAAGAAGUCACUGCAAUGAUAAAUUCCUUGGACACCCAUGUAGUACGUCUUUUGAUCAUUGGGAUGGAAGACAUUCCUCUUUUCCCAUAUUGCCAUCAUAGGCCCAAUAGCCAGAAAUGGACGUAAAUCAUUUAAGUGAGUUCAAUUCCAAUCCAAGCACACCCAGGAAGGGAUUCAGCAUGUUGUGAUAAGAACGCAACUAACUUUCAGGCGUUGGGCAGCUUCCAGAUCUCAGAUUCAUGUAAAGCAUUUAAGUGGAUGGAUGAGGAAAAGGCAACAUGUGUGUGGUCGCUUUAGUAGAUUAAAGCAAAAUAUCAUAAACACCUUACGGAAAAUUCUACUACAUCACAAGCUUGGAUCUACAUGCCCACUUCACCUCAGCCCUCAGGCCACUAUGGCCACUCAUCAAGUAGCUUACUUAUGCAGUCCAUAGAUACGGGUCUCAGAAUCUCAUGAAAACUUGGACGCGUAUCUUUCUGGCAGGGGGUGCACUUGUAACUAACACUUCCAAUACUCUGGAUAGUGUUUUGGUAUACAAAUGACUAGUAAUGUGCCCUAUGAUUUCUUAAAUUUUCAGCUUUUUUGUUAGCGUUUUUCAACACAGAACUUCCUUCAGGAUUUCCAACAAAAAUAGCUUACUAGCGUGUUGGAGGCGUGUAAUAUCAAGUUCUCUAAUAUCUGAUAGAGUAGACAUGAUAGUGUCUCCAUGUGCCUGUACCGGUAUGGAUGUAUAUUUCAUAGCCUUCUACAAACUUCUUAUAUGUUUUGCACCUUUUAUCGACACAAUUGACAGAAGUAUUGACAGAAAUUCAUAAUUUUACUCAUCGAUCCUUACAUAUUAUUAGUAUUGCAUAUCUGCGUUUGUUAUUUGAAGCAUUAUUUUUGUUCUUAGGAAUUUUUUCAUUGAGUCGUGCCAUCACUAACAAUGUGUCUUUGGCUUAUACCUGUUCAGGUGCACCAUAAUUUUUAUGAAUACAUGCUCGUGUAAAGUUCGAUAUUUCAAGUAGGAUGACGUAGUAUAACUUAUAUAAUUAUUUUAUUCUCUUUUGUUUUGGAGAUGAAAUAUGAUGUUCCUGAAAAUCUAAAGUGUGUUUUCUAGCAUCAUGUAUUACUAUUUCUGUUUAAGAGAAUAUUUCGUAAGAUUUUUCUGAUGUUGGAUUCCAGGGUGGACGUUUUUCUGGUAUAUACAGGAAAGUGCAGCUAAAACCACUCAAGUGGGCCAAGGUGCCAAGGCAUAAUGGUGACGGUGAGGAAGAACGCCCUAUCGAAGCAUUGAUGGUUCUCAAAUAUGGAGGUGUUCUUACUCAUGCUGGAAGGAAGCAGGUACAUAUUUUUCGACAACCUGACUAAGUUUAUUGAUACUGAAUGCGUCUCUUCCUGGAAAUCUAGUGUCCGUGCUACAAGCAGCUUUUAGAAUGUAUAAACUUGUCUGUGCAGUCUUCAUGUUAAAUUCUGUAUGAUGAAUUUAUAGGUCAAGUUUGAGGUUUGAUGCACGUUAAUGGUAAUUUUGUGCAUUUUUCUGGGGCUUGUCUAUUGCGCAAUUCAUCUCAUCAAUUACCCUUUUUUUCAGGCUGAAGAGCUUGGAAGAUACUUCAGAAACAAUAUGUAUCCAGGUUUCACAUCGAUUAGCUUUGUUUAAAUUUGCGGUCAUUGAUUUUUCUUUGCGUGCACACAUUGUGAUAAUGUUAAUGUACCACAGACAUGAUCGUGGAAAACGGUAUUAUGUGUCUUAUUAUGAUUUCCUAUUGUUUUCAAUGCGUAAUGAUUCAGCAUGAUCCUUAUGAUUGACAAAUAUUCUUAAAAAUUGGGUUUUCUGUUUUUUGAGCCCGCAUCAUCAAACGAUCUUAAAUAUUUUGGUUUCUGGUAUUGAAAUAAAGAAUAAACAUAUUUAUGAUUCUCAUCAUCACUUGUUUUUAAUUAACAUUUCUGUAGCUGUCUGCAGAUUUUGUCUGACUGAGUAUUCAUCCUUUUUUAUCUUUCGUUGAAAGACUAUGGGAAAAAAAUUCUUCUUUUUUAAAUAUCCAAAUGCAUGAGUUCACUUGCUACAUACGUUUACUUAAUUAGGUGAGGGCACUGGGUUGCUUCGUCUUCACAGUACUUAUAGGCAUGACUUAAAGAUAUACAGUUCGGAUGAGGGACGGGUUCAGGUACAGUAUAUGUCUCCAUCAACAUGACAUUCCUUUGUUUUUGACACAUACUGUAUUCUUAUUUUGCGUUUGAUUUCAUAUUUAAUCACCUUUUGUUUGGAAAAUCUUGUUCUUUUCCCUUUUUUUUUCAUAUCUCACUCUCCCUUCUAUCCAGAUGUCUGCAGCUGCAUUUGCCAAAGGGCUUCUUGAUUUAGAGGGUCAAUUGACACCAAUUCUGGUUUGUAUGUCCCUUUUCUAGUCAUUUGAAAGAUGCGUUAAUACCAACUGAUUAUCAAUGUGUCCUCCGUGUCAAUUCUUAAGGUUUCACUUGUGAGCAAAGAUUCUUCGAUGUUGGAUGGUCUAGAGGAUGCCAGUAUCGAAAUGGAAGAAGCAAAGGUCAGAUUUCCUGUUGAAGUAUUUGCCUAUUUCUUGUAGCAUCAGGAUCAAAACUUUUCCAUCUUAAGAAAAUCGAUAUAUUCAGUUGCGUGUUCGUUUGGGCGAUGGUAUUCUCUUCUAAUUUUUUAAGUGUUUAUAGAAGUCUGAUUAAUGUAUGAAACAUGAAAGUUUGUUAUUCUCCUAUCUAAUUUAUUUUGUUCUAGCCAUGUCAUUAAAUAUGAUACCCAUUUCUCAUCUGAUUUCAAGGCCAGGAUACAUGAUAUCAUUUCUGAGACUAAGAGUAUGCAUCAUAAUGGCCAUGCUGAGUUUCCCUGGAUGAUUGAUGGUGCUGGUCUUCCUCCUGAUGCCAACAAACUACUUCCAAGAAUGGUACUCACGCAUUCAAAGCACCUACUAACAGUCAUACCUUUUCCGAUUUUUUUCUUUUCAUUUUUACUCAAUAUUGAUUUUAUUAUAAUCAUUCAUAUAAAUAUACUGUAAAAUUAAUUUACAUGUUUUGAUCGUCUCAUCUUGACUCUUUUAUUUUGAUAGCCUCAUCACUAUUUUCAUAAAAAAAAAAUGUAUAUCAUGCGAUAAAGAGGUCUAAGUAUGAUUUUAUAGAACCUUGACUCUUCGAUUCAGGACUACGUCAAUGAGAAUCAAAAUUUAACUCCUUAUAUUGCACGAUAAUUUUUCGGGAGGCAAUCUGAGAUCAUAUUUCCAAACCCAAGCUGUGAUGGUGUUAAAAAUUGUUUACAAGAAUAUGUCGGAUGGGAUCUUUGUUUUUUCUUUAAUCUCAUGAACAGAGACAUGAUCUAAUUUAUUCCAGUCGUGUAGAAGGUGAAAGACUGUAAGAAGAACCUCUGGUUGAGAUUUAUUGAGAAAGACAAUAAAAUUCCUACAAUGCCUCCCUAUGAGAUUUUUUCAUUGAAAAGAUCAUGUCGAUCCUGCCUAGAAUGGGUUUAACCUAUGUUUCAUCGGGGACAGCAUCUAGUCCUUUUGUUAUAAGUUCGUAUGUCUGAAUAAAUAAGCGGUUUUUGGACUUGGAUAAAGUCCCACCUGUUACUGAAUAGGCCAAACUCUAGAUUUUGUGAUGAAUGGAGUAGGUCUUUAUGUUUAAUCAUUAGAACUUAUCCAUUCGUGUGAGUUGACUCUAGAUUUGGAUGUUGUGAUCAUAGACAUGUGGUCCCACCUAUCUCGAGACUAUUAAGGCAGAUUGCUAGUGAACUGGACCACCUUGGUACUCAAAUCACGUCAGUCACCUCGUACGGGCUCAUGUACGACCCAAGCUCCUCCAUUUAAUGUGUAUAGAUUAUUAAAAAGGAUUUAUUGUUGACCAACUUAUGUGCAUGUGGAACUGGUAUUAGUUUCUUAAAUACGAAGUUUUUUUUUUUCUCACUCUUGUCGGAUGGCUCCUCUCCAAAUCCCCAUGGCAUGCAUAGCUGAUGCCAAAGGUAGAAAUUCUUGUAGGUGACACCGGUUGAAACCACUGGUGUUGGCAGCAAGGUUGGAACUUGAGACUAAGGAAGAAGAAUAAACCAUGGAAGGGGAUAGGGCUGUUUUGCAGAAGUGCAUGUGGAGGGUUUGGCAGCCAUUUGAGGAACUACAGUGAUUGUGAGAGACCUCUCUUCCUCUUUCGUAACAUUUCUCUCCUUGUUUUUCCCUCCCGUGUCAACUCCUUUUUUUCCUUCCUCAGGUCCCACUGUAGAGAUUUCUUCACAAAGUUUUGUCGAGGAUUAAUAUUUUACCGACACAUUUGAUUCAUACAAGUCGAAGUCAUAUGUACAAGCCAACUACGUUUUGAGGGUUUCCUAGUAAGAACCUAAGUCUGAGUCAGCCGAUCCUGCUGGGAUUCUCUUCACUUUGCCGCUACUUCUGAAUUUAUCUUCCUUACAUAUUUAAUGGUCCUUUCAGCAUUUGUAUCCCUGAUCCUUGGAUGUGCUUCAACUUUUCUCGGGGAUCUAACUUCUAACUUCAAACAAAUGUUAGAGCCUGCCUUUCUGGGACUCCUAACGCUUAGAAUUUUCCUUUCUUGAGGUAAAACUGGAAAAGAUCUCGCUUUUUAGAACCCGGACAGGUUCUCACGAAUCAUAUUGAUCCUUCAAUGAUAUAUCAGUGACCCUCGUGAUAUCUGAAUCAUUGUUUUGUCGGGGAAUUAUCGAUGUCAGAGUGUUUAUUUUUUUAUUUCACCUCUGGAAAGUUGCUGUUCUCUACACUUGGGACCUAGGUAAACAAAAUAAAAUGCUUAUCCCUGUAUAUUUUCAUGAUCUCCACAUUUUUCUUAAAUAGGCCAGAUUAACUAAGACAAUAACUGAGCAAGUAAAGCUGCUUGCGGAAGAUGAGGAUGAGAAACUUGCCAUGACAAGCUCAUAUGCAGUUCUUCCACCAUAUGACCAAGCAAGGGCCCUUGGUAAGACCAAUAUUGACAUGGCACGUAUUGCUGCUGGAUUGCCUUGUGGCAGUGAGAGCUUCCUUCUGAUGUUUGCUCGCUGGAAGAAGCUUGAGAGAGACUUAUACAAUGAACGAAAGGAGUAGGUACCCUGACUUAUCUAUGCCAUUCAUCCAAUAUACUAUAUCAUCAUGUGAGCAGUUCGUCGUUCUGUCUUCAUUUUACACUCUGAUAAUAGAGCAAGCUAAUUAUCCCCACAUUUCACUAAUUUUGAAUGUUAGGGCGCCUUGAAUUUAUACUGAACUUGUGUUCUUAUGCAACAGCCGAUUCGACAUCACACAAAUCCCUGAUGUUUAUGACUCGUGCAAGUAAGUUACCAAAACCCUAUAUGGCGUAACAGUCAUAUUUCAAUAAUUAUGCCAUAAAAAUAACUGGGCAAGCACAAUAAUGCAAGGUAUUUUCUAUGUACUUAUGUUUAAAUAUUGCAAAUAGUGUCCAUUAUGAUAAUGCAAGGUAUUUUCUAUGUACUUAUGUUUAAAUAUUGCAAAUACUGCCUAUUAUGAUAAUACUCUCCAAACAUUUUGGUCUUUAAAUUUUCUUGAGAACAAUAACACGGUGCAUAUGAAUGAUAAAGGUUCAGACAUUUCACUAAAAGACAUGUCAGAGCCUGUAACUAAGGACCCUGGGAAAAUUAGAAGGUAAGAGAAUGGAAGACUUAUUCAUCCAUCAUUUCAAAUGCCAGGGAGAAGUAUGAGGUACGCUUGAUGAUCCAAAAAAUGGUCCAGAAUUAGAUGUCGGCAAUAAAUUGUUUCUGGUUCAGAAUCGCUCACUAUUUCGUUAAUUUUAUGAAAAUUAAUGGCUGUGAUAAAUUUUCGGUAGGAGAGGUUUAUUUGAUUUGGAAACAAAACAUUGAUGUGCAUUACUGGCCAAAUACAAAUUUUGAAUUUCAAGACAGCGUGUGAAAGGCCAAAGUUGCAAAGACAGUAUGAUUUUAUUAAUAUGGUGUGGACGUCUUUCGGAGAACAAUGAUUCAGGACGACAUCCAGACAGAGAGCAUAGGCUUAAUCAUGUGUUCCAGCAUUACUUUUUGGUGACAAAAAUAUUUGAUCAACUAUUAGAUUCUAUCACUCGAUUGAAAUUUGUUUCUAAUCUUUUUCUUCGUGCUAUUUUUUUGACCUAUUUUCAUGCUUACUCUUUCCUGUUUUAUUUUCUGACAGGUAUGACCUCUUGCAUAAUUCGCAUCUUAAUCUAGAAGGAUUAGAUGAGCUGUUCAAAGUCGCUCAGGUAUGCAUUUAGUAUAAAACCACGUUUUCCUCUGAAUAAUAAUUAGUAGAGGUAUUUGGCCUCAGGGUGUUACAUCAACGUUCACAUAUGAACGCAGAUCUAGUGGAUUUGAGUGAAUAUCAAUUCCUCUGAGGCUUAGCCCUUGCUCUACCCGCGUUACACUUCUGCUGCUCUUUCGUAAUUCGUAGAUCUUUCAUAAUAUUUGGAGGUGCUACAUGGUUAGAGUGCUAAAAUUAACUUCAUUGAAACCUGGUUUCAUCAGGUGCUUGCAGAUGGUGUCAUUCCGAAUGAAUAUGGAAUAAAUCCAAACCAGAAACUGAAAAUCGGCUCAAAGGUACGUGGUUCAUUCACUAAAUGCAGAUCGUUUCGUGGUCUGUUCAGGGUUGCAAUUUCUUUCUAAAUAUUAUACUUUCAAGGUCUCUAAAAACGGUUCUUAUUUUGAAUUUCAAUAGUUGACUAGUGUCUGUAGAUUUGUAUCGCUGUGCAGUGGCAGGCUUUUUGCAACAUACUAGUAGUGAUAACAGGGGAAACUGCCCUUUUAAACCCUCCGUAGAUCGUUGACCCAGUGCCGUCUUCCACCUAUACCUCGUCAUGAUGAUACCAGAAUUUUACAUCACCUCACGAGAAUUGCCGCUCUUGUUAGCAAGUAGAUCUAUCUCAUAUUAACCAACAGUAACUGUGGUCCUUCAGAUUGCUCGUCGUCUGUUGGGAAAAAUCCUAAUAGAUCUCAGAAACACGCGCGAGGAAGCCAUCAGUGUUGCUGAGCUCAAAAGUAGUCCGGAUCAGCGGUCAAGUCAGACAAAAAUCAGGAAGGAGGACAUCGACAACCAGUCGAGGACUCAGACCAAGAAUGAAGACACGAGAAGGUGUAGUUUCACAAGUGAGAAGUCUUUGGACCAGGAGGACGAUGAGGACAAAGAGAUCAAGUAUCGCCUAGAUCCAAAGUAAGGACUUUGAUCAUUUCUCCAUUUUCUGCCCUCUCAAAACCUCUCUUUUUUAAGAAAAACUCACCUUCCUGGUUUUUCUAUGUCAGGUACGCCAAUGUAAAAACCCCUGAGCGACAUGUCCGGACCAGGCUCUAUUUUACAUCAGUAUGUCCUCAAUCUUCUCCAUCAAUCACAUUAUCUUGCUGCCGGCCAUAUCUUUGAAUGUCCACGCCUCAAUGCGUUGUAAUCCUAGGAAGAUCCGCCCGAUCCAUAUCUUCCUAUUUCUAUCGCAACUAUCCCCAUCUAGAUACUCCACAAAAUCCAUUAUCUUGAAAACAUCUUUCAAACAUACUCGUAAGAUCAUAUGACAUGAAACGGCGCGAUGCCACUGCAACAUCUGCUUUUGGCAGACAUUCUUCAAAAGUAAGCAUAAUCAUAAAAGUCGCUACCAAAUGAACUUUUUCUUUCGGAUUUCUCUUUUCCUAUUACGAAUUUAACUCCUAUGAAAUGUAUGACAUUCAUGUAAAAAUCCGUUUUUCAUCUUCUGCGAUCGUAGUUCUGUGGUUUCUGUGAAUCUAAUCGAUGCCAUCCGGUAACGCAGGAAUCUCACAUACAUUCUUUGAUGAAUGUACUUCGGUACUGUAACUUAGAUGAGUCCCUACAGGGAGAAGAAAGCUUGAUCUGUCAUAACGCCUUAGAGCGACUAUCCAGAACACGGGAACUUGACUACAUGAGCUAUAUUGUCCUCAGGAUGUUCGAAAAUACAGAGGUAUGAAAAGUCUUUCACAACUUUUUAGCUUCCAGCGUCAGAAAUAGCAUUUUCUCUCCAUACCUCCUUGCGUUGUCUCUGCGCACAAGGCAUGUGGAUCACCUCGAAUUAUCUUCAUUCAGAUUAUCGAAAAAGAAUAUUCGAUCCCUACUGUACUAAUCCAUCAGUCGAUGGAAACAUAAUACUGGGCAUGCAUUUUCCUGCUCCUCGUUUCCCGUCGGUAGAGUAUCACCUAGUAAUUCAACGGAUGAACUUAAAAUGCAGGUGAGUGUUGAGGAUCCUAAGAGGUACCGGAUAGAGAUGACGUUCAGCCGCGGUGCAGAUUUGAGCCCUCUGGAGGUAAAUUACAUCCUUCGGGGAUGGCACGGCACGACUGUCCGGGAUGGGCUACUUAAUCUCGGUCAUUCUCUAAACUGUCUCUGUGCAGAAUAAUGAAGGAGAAGCCGCAUCAUUGCACCAAGAGCACACGCUGCCCAUAAUGGGGCCCGAGAGGCUGCAGGAAGCGGGGUCAUAUCUCACUCUAGAGAAGAUGGAGAUGAUGAUCCGCCCAUUCGCCAUGCCAGCCGAGGACUUCCCCCCCCCGGCGACACCUCAGGGCUUUUCGGGGUACUUCUCCAAGAGCGCCGGCAUGCUGGAACGCCUCGUCAAUCUCUGGCCAUUCAACAAGCACGCCUCAGGCAACAGAAAUACCUGA